AAGAAAUCUAAAGUAUCUAACUUAACUGUUAAGAUACAAGAAGCAAAUCAAAGACAAAUAGAAAAAGAAAAAUUACAAAGAACAAUAGAAGAAAGCUUUAAAAGCAUUAAAGCUACAGUAAUAGUAGCAACAGGGGCAAUAGCAGUCAGAAAGACAACUGCAUUAUUAGAAAUUAAAGACUUCUUUGAGAAGCAAGGAAUCCAAGUAUUCCAAUUCAAAGCAAUAUCAGAAAAAUCAUCAGAAUUAUUAAAACUGAUGUACUCAGCAAAGCAAAACACAUUUGCAUUACAAAUAUUUAUAUUACAAGAAUUCCAAAAGAAUUUAUUACAAUUAAAGAUAUUGGAAUUAGAAGGAAAAAUCGAUGAAAAAACAAUAAUACUCUUUGAUAGAGCA
This is a messenger RNA of Cetraspora pellucida, 393 nucleotides long. The record is from the annotation of a GenBank genome assembly. Lineage: Eukaryota; Fungi; Glomeromycota; Glomeromycetes; Diversisporales; Gigasporaceae.